GGGCGAAACGUCAGGAGGGAAUGCUUCUGGAACAUGGCCAUACAGCCCGGAAAACUCAGCAUCCCAAUGAUUCCGGCCAUGAAAGCCUUUCACAACACAUUGGACGAGGGAGUGCUUCUGUCUAGGCUAAGUGCGCAUGUGUGCUUCUGCCCAGGCUCGGCGCGCAUGCGCACAAACAAUGCCGCCAAAUUGGACGCCCUUUUCGCUCCCUGUCUGAGGUGAAGGCAUUAUUGGUCAAAAUGGCGGCGGGUGCUGCUCCCUCAGCGGAGCCUUUGGUUUGCGCGCGGUUCCACCUUCGGCACGACUCCCGCUGGCUGGUGGCGCUCUCGCCUUCGCCGCCGCUGUGCUUGGCCUGCGCCCUGGAGACGCUGGAGGAAGGCGGUGUCUCGCAAGUACGCAAGAAGCAUGUGCUCUCCUGCCUUCAAGAUGCUCUGUUUCAGCAUGCAACACUGGUCAUCCCAUUGUUUGCCCAAGAUGAAAGAGUAUGCGCUCAUUUCUUAGCAACUUUGUUUGAGCUCUUGCAAACUAUGGAAAAUAGUAGUGCUCUGGAUUUAUCAAUUGAAGUGUUGGUGAUAUUGGUAGUAGAACUGAAGUUGGAUCGCUACUUGCACUAUUUACUAGAUGAAUGCCAGAAAAAGGUAAGUAACUUAUCCCCAAUUCCUUCUAUGUACUCUCACUUGAAGCGAAGGAAUCUGGGAUGUAAUGUUGAAUCAAGGCAAGAAGGUGGAAGAGUAUUUUUACGUCAUUUCCAAAUUGUUUGUACUAUACUGGAGGGUUCUUUUCUGUGUGGCUAGUUGUCUUAGUGGUAAUGUGGUAUAACUGAAAUUAACUAAAAGAUGCAGUUCAAUUUUCCUUCUCAGACUCUCAUCCUAUAUUGUCACAAUAUGGUAAAAUGGGUGAUAAAAUAAAUUAGUGGCAAUAAGAUACAGUUUUUAUACAGUUUACACAAAUACCUGUUUCCAUGUGUAAGGAAUUUGCUCAGUGGUUAUAGUAUUUUAAAGAAAGGUGCUUCAAAAAUAUAUGUGAUCACAAUUUAAAAUAUAUAACAGUUCCCAGAUCUUGCCUUCCUCAAUGUUUUCUCAGACUCAAUUAUCCACACACAACAUAAACACAUCAUUUUUUUUGCUGUUAGCAACCAAAUUAUAGUACACCCGUAGAAAGCUGGCAGCUCACUGGGCAUGUCUGAAUAAUAUGUGAAGGUAUGGGACAUGAUUCUUAUAAGGAAAUUAAUACAGAGUUUGAAAUUUAGGAAAAGAAAUAGACAUGAACGAUUUUAUGGAAACUUGGUUUAUUUUAAUCUGUUAGAUGAAUAAAAGCAAGAAUCCUAGAGAACAAGAUCCAGCUUCUCGUAAGCAAAUUUGAAAUAAUACAUUUGGCAUUGAAUGACGUCACUGACUGCUCUACAACAUUUUCUCCCAGUAAUGACAUUUAUUUUUAUUUUAUGUUACUCAUUUGUGUGAGAUUUGUUCCAUAUAUAAGAUGUUUUAGUAAGUAGUAAAACGUUUUUGUUUGCAGAAUACGUAUCCUGGUCAAGAAAGUUGCAUAUGCAUAUGUGAAUAGGCCGUUUCAUAACAUAUUUCAUGAACAUAUAUUCAUAACGCAAGCCCCCUCGAUGGAUUGUCACCUUGACAUAGUGAGGGGGCUUGUGUGUUGCAGUGAACCUGUGGGCACAACCAUGGGAGUCACACACCCAGGAGUGGCCACAGGGGAGGAUCUAGACCAAGAACAAUCCGAAGACCCAAAUACCUCUACGGUGGGGCAGGCGGAGGAUAACAUGGUACAUGUUACAACGGCUGUGAAGGCGGAAGAAGGUUGCAACAGACUGAGAAGCCACUCUUGUUGUGUUAAUCACACCACUGCUGGGACCUCAAUCUGUGAAGACUGUGUGUUGACCGGCCGUGCACCGAUCUCCACACAUUAAACACCCACAGAAAUGGAGGACCAUCAUCUUCGAACUACAAUGGAUCGCCUAAAAAGUCAUAACAUAUUUAGAAGCACAGAAGCAGAAGAUAUAAAGGACACCCAGUUUAGAGGUUCAGGGAAACAAAGAACCAAGUGUGAUGAUUUUAUUCAAAUGUCAGUCUCUUGAAUUAUUUGCUACAUUUAAAACUAUUUACUAUUGGUUAUUUGCUUUUUUACUCCACCUUUCUCCCAGUUAUUCAAGAUAACCACUGUAAGAGGUAGUUUACCUAUAUUUAUUCUUCUUGGAAAGUUGGCAGAUGCCAUUCCAAGUUUUGCUGAUGUAUUGGUGAUUGAACACAGUAAGUAUUAAAAGUGAA
Messenger RNA from Anolis carolinensis (green anole), 2279 nucleotides. RefSeq names its product meiosis inhibitor protein 1-like. Gene Ontology annotation, biological process: meiosis I. Lineage: Eukaryota; Metazoa; Chordata; Lepidosauria; Squamata; Anolidae. The transcript has 4 exons. The record is from RefSeq and is a predicted model, not a curated record. Bases 240 to 794 code for a protein of 184 amino acids.